AUACAGUCCAACCAGAAGGUACAGAUUUUUAACACUCACUGUUAGACAAUCAGAACCUUCAAGUUGGCAAAGUGGGAGUCAGUGAGGGUAGAUAGUGGCAUAUUUUAGCAGUGUGGUUGAGCAGGAUCAUGGGAUAAAUGCACAUCUGGAUGAUCCUUUAAAGCUGCAGGUAGAUGCCAGUGUGGUUGGAGGAAAGUGCCACCGACAGACCUGUUUGCUAGUAUUUAAGCUCAGCUUCUUCUAGCUCAGCUAUGUGAUCAUGAAAGAACUUGUGGUUUGGAUCAGCAAAAUGUUGCAGUUUAAAACAGGAUCAGGAAGUAGGACAGUAGUUGUCAACAUUUGUUCUGCACUGUCCUUCGUGUUUUAGGUGUCUAUAUGUUGCCAAACAAUAAAUCUGCAUUAUCACCAAUGAUAAUGCAGUCAUUUAAAUGUGGUGUACUGGAACAGGGACACAUCUGAAACAUGAGGGCCCUGAGGCCCUACCUGUUACAGUUUCCAUUUCUAUUGUUUAAAAGCAGCAGUUGGAAAUUUAAAAAACAAAGUUUUACUAAGCUGAAAGAAUAACAUGACUCAUCACACGUUUGCAUUUCUCAAAAAAAAAAAAAAAAAGAGAUACUUCUCCCAGGUGGAAGAUCCUUGAUGAGUGUUUUAAUCUAUAUUCUACAGAAGCAUGUUUACUCAAAACCUUCUAAAUUCACCACUGGUCUUUUUCUUUAUUGCUUUCAUUACCAGUGAAUAUCUGGUAAGAAAAAUUAAAAUAAUGUUUUCAUUGACACAGACAUUUUCCUAUUAGUAACUGGAGUAGAUAGAAUUUUUGAUCUUUCUGAAUUAUCCAGAAAUAAAGCUGACUUGUAGAUCAUUGUCAAGGCCCGUGUACCUGAAAAAGCUGCCUCUGACUUUAGUGCGACAGAUUCAUCUGCAUUCUCUCAUUCUUCAUAUGUGUCCAUCAAAAUCAGACAUGAUUCUGAGCACAAUAAUCUAUAUGUUCUUUUUUUUUUUUAGCAGCAGCAGAAAUUAUUGUUGCAUUUCUGUUUGAAAGAAAAGACAGGUCCAUCUUUUAAACUGUAGUUGAAAAGGUUUGGUAAUACUGUCACAACGUGGUAUUUUAGCUCAAUGUUACCAUACACUGAGGAUCUCAUGCCAGCCCAAUGCCUAAUCCGAUAUAAAGUAAAACUGUUAAACAGAAGUUCAAGUAAACACUAUUUUAAUGUUUUUCAUAAUGCCUUAUUUUUCUGUCAGUUACUCUGACCAGAAACACUUGUUCUGUUCCCAGUAUGUGUUCCUAACAGGAGGAUCUCUGGUGAUGCACCACCUUUAAAUUCCAUAACGGGUCAUCUGUAUAUAACUGUCCAAUGAAACAUGACUGAGGUUUAAAGGUUUGCAUACAGUAAAAGUCUGCUUUAGGCUUGGCCCCUACCAGACUAGCAGUUCGCUUCAGGCGCCAGGAUCAACCAAUCUGGAUUUAUACUCAAAAGACGGGUAGAGUUGCCUUAGUUUCCUUAGAAUUCAAUUCAGUUUCAGUUAUAUAGCGGCAAUUCACAACACAUGUUGUCUCAAGGUACUUUACAAAGUCAAUUCAUUCGAAUCAUACAGGUUUCAAGUCGGGUACAUACAUUCCAGUUCAUCGUUACUAUCAAACAGUGCAGUCGGAUCCAGUUUAUUAUUCAAAAACUCAGGUCUUUUGAUGUCUGCAGGACCGUGCUGCUUGAGAGCUGGCUCUGUCCUGGUAGGGGAACUGCAGUCUUUGGCAGAAGUGUCUGUGCAGAAGAUGCUGAGGAAACUGCUCCAAGUCCUUAACAACAAGUGACACCCCUGCAUGCUACUUUGGUCUCCUACCGCAGCACCUUCUGUCAUAGACUGAGACCACAGAGUUGUUCUACAGAACGCCACAGGAAGUUCUUCCUCCCCGUGGCUAUCAAUCUGUUAUACUCCUCCUCUUUUUCAAUAACAAUAACAAUUUAUCCUGUAUUACAAUAUACAUUUUACGUUUCUGUCCGCACUUUGUCUGCUGUAUAUUUUACAUACGCUAUUUGUUCUCUGUUAUUUUUAUAUUACUCUGUUAUUUCAGACUAUUAUGUGAUUUUACAUAGCUUGAUUCCUUGUGUAUGUUCGGUUGUAUUGAAACUCGCGCACAAUUUCCUGCGGGAUCAAUGAAGUUAUCUUAUCUUAUGAUGAUGCCAAGAGACUUAUCUACCGCAGUGAAAAUGUGACACAUGUUAUCUGUGAAAACAACUCUGGAGAGGAGGUCAGAAUGUGGCUGGAGUCACAGAGAAGGAGGCAGGCAAAGCUCCACCUGCUGGACGUCAGCUGGUACACGGAGAGCAUGCGGGAUGGGUUCCCAGUGGAGAUACUGGACAGACAUAAACUACAGGAUCUUGUUGUAAAUGACUUGGAGGUUAUUCCUUUCUCCCUUCCCAGCUACGCCUGUCAGAGGAGGACCACUCUGGAAAACCAUAACACUCUUCUAACUGACGCUCUGUCACUCCUGGCUGAAAACGCUGAGCUGAGCAACGAGGACGGCCGAGGCGUGGCGUUCCGCAGGGCCGCCGCAGUGUUGAAGGCGCUUCCUUCAGCAGUUACAGACCUGUCGCAGCUUACAGGCCUGCCCUGCCUGGGAGAGCACUCACUCAGAGUCAUUAAAGACAUCUUGAAGAAUGGAGCAUCAAGUGAAGUUCAAUCCACUAAGGAGUCUGAGCGGUUUAAAGCAUUAAAGGUGUUUACGGGUAUUUUUGGAGUUGGAUCAAAGACAGCUGACCGAUGGAUCCGAGAGGGGAUACAUAACCUCCAGCAACUACGAGAUUCAGGACAUACGCUCAAUCGUGCUCAACAAGCAGGUCUGGAGCACUACGAUGACAUCAACCAGCCUGUAAGCAUGGCGGAGGCUGAUGCUAUCAGGGAGACUGUGGGAGGAGCAGUGGCCUCUGUGUUACCAGGAGCUCAGAUUGUUCUCACAGGAGGAUUCAGAAGGGGGAAGCUAACAGGUCAUGAUGUGGACUUCCUGAUUACUCACCCUGAGGAGGGCUGCGAGGUGGGCCUGAUGCCAAAACUGGUCUCCUGGUUGGAUUCACGGGGUUUAAUUUUGUACCAGAAAACUACCAGAAACUCCUACUUAGAGUCCAAGGAUGGCCCUGGGCGACCUCCCGCCAACAUUGAUCGCUUUGAGAGAUGCUUGGCCAUCUUCAAGCUGGAGGUUCAGUCAGAGAAACAUGUAAAGUCACAAUCAGGUGAACUUUGUCAACAUCUGCAAACAGAAGCAGUCGCAGAGAGACGGUGGAGAGCUGUGAGAGUGGACCUGGUGGUCUCUCCAGUCAGUCAGUUUGCUUUCGCUCUUCUGGGCUGGACUGGAUCCAAGCUGUUUGAGAGGGAGCUACGACGGUGGGCGGGGCAUGAGAGGAGCAUGUCUCUGAGUAGUCACGCCCUGUACGACAACAAACAGGGAAGAUAUAUAAGAGCAUUUUCAGAGGAGGAGAUAUUUGCUCAUCUUGGUCUGGAGUACAUUCCUCCAUCAGAGAGAAACGCUUGAAGAUUCCCUGCAGAAGCAUCAAAAAAGCCUAUUCUGAGGUCUGGAAGUUAAAGGCAGCGGGCUAGAAGCAAAAACGAAGAAAAGCACGGAUCUGUUUUUCUCAGGGAUCCGACACGUAUUUCCAGAUGUAAAUGGUAAAUUCCUCCCAGCUCAGAAGCUUUUGUAUCAUAUUUGAGAUGAAUGGGUGUAAACACAUUUGUUUACUCAUUAUGUUGCAUCUAUUCACAAAGAAUGGAACAAAUUUUGGACUGCUUGCUGCUGUGUAAGCUAGCAUUGAGUUUUAAAGUAAAAAAGCUGAUUUCUCCCAGUUUUAAUAAGACUGGGAUCAUAUGCAAUUAGGAUAAUAAGAACUGAUACAUCUGUAUGCUUGUUUUUAUCUGGUCAGCCUUAGAUUUUAUACUAGAACAGCUGAUAAUUCCAAACAUUCCACAUAUAAAUAUCAAUAACAAGACCUCAAACAUGGCUCGCACCGUGAUGUUGAAUCUAGAAAUAUAUCCACAGGGAGCUAUCAUUUUUAUUGCUUUAAUGAAGCUGCAAAUACAACAAUUUGGCAGCUCCAAAAUAUAGGCAUGGGACGGUUUACAGCUUACCUUAACGAGUUACUUAAACGCUUUUCCAUUUUAUUUUUAAUUGAAAAGGCAAAAAAUGAAAAAACAAUAGGAUAAAAAUAUUGGAUAUAAUGGAUUAGAUGCUUUAAAAACAUGAUGACGGAUCCACAAAGAUGAUGCUAUGUUUAGUCUCAGCUCAGCUGCACAUGUGAUCCAAUUCAAACUCCAUUUAUAUUCCACCAAUCCACAACUUGUCAUCUCAGGGCACUUUACAAAAAACAAAUCAAUUCAAUCUGAUCAUACAGGCAGAUUCCAAGUCAAGUACACCCAUUCUAAUUGAUCCUAGUUCAAACAAUGCAGUCAAGUUCAGUUUAUUAUUCAAAUUGGUUAUAAAGUUUUCUAUCUAAGGAAACCCAGCAGAUUGCAUCGAGUCAUUGACACUGCAGCAUUCAGUCCUCAUGGACUUAGUAAAACCACUGCUACCAAAGUAACAGAGAAAAAUAUUUCCUUCCAUUGAGCUUCAGGUUGGAACAAUAUCUCACUGUAUCACAAUGGUACUCCUAUUAGCUACAGAUAGAAUAGAAAUACCCUUUAUUGUCCCACAGUAGGGAAAUUAAGUUGUGUUAGCUGCAACAUAAAGGGCAAAUGGAAGCAUACAGGUACUCACAAACAUAAAACACUAUAAAGAUCAAAAAGAGUAGACUAUACAGGAAGAAAAUGACAACAUAAGAAAAAUAAAUAUGGCAUACUCAGGUUAGUGAAAUGUGCAACUGAGUAGAGUGAUUUUGGAAAUUUACAAAAAGUACAUUUGUAAUUCUGUUGAGAAAAGCAACAACAGAGUAUUUCAAAAAUAUGAAAAUUAUAGUGUUAUCUUUGUUAGAGUCCUUUUGUCUCCAUCAUCUGCACUGCAAGGGCAGUGGAAGGAUUCACUCCUUUAACCCAUUUCAUUGAAGGUAAAAAGCACAGAUUGAAACUGAAACAGAUAAAAUAAUACCAUUUGUAUGUGUACACGCAUCUCUCCAACAAAAACUAUUAAUUUGUGAUAAAUUGUCAAAAAAUAAAUGCUUGUGCUUCUAUGAACAUCCUUAUGUCCUGUUAUUUCCCUAAAUAAAUAAAGCAAUACUCUUUGGUUUCUACCAGAA
Molecule: messenger RNA, 5213 nt
Organism: Girardinichthys multiradiatus
Lineage: Eukaryota; Metazoa; Chordata; Actinopteri; Cyprinodontiformes; Goodeidae
Gene: polm
Product: polymerase (DNA directed), mu
Exons: 11
Coding region: 2252-3523 (423 amino acids)
Biological process (GO): double-strand break repair via nonhomologous end joining
Cellular component (GO): nucleus
Molecular function (GO): DNA-directed DNA polymerase activity; DNA binding
Source: RefSeq, a predicted model, not a curated record